GUAUUUACUAGCGUUUAUCGAGGAGUGACAAUUGCAUUACAAAUCAUUGUUAAACUUUAUUUAACACCACAAUACUAUUGACUGUGAGUUCGUUUACACCCUGGUGUGUGGUAAGCGAGAUAAUAGGGUGCAUUUUCCUUCGAGAGAAUUCUCAUUGAACCAGGAUGAAAAAGCUGAGAAGUCGUUACUAAUCAUAAUUUAAAGCAGCCAUGACAAUUAGAUGGCAUUGGUGGACGAUAUUAAUAUUUAACUUGAUAUCCCUAAUCUAUUCACUCCAGUCUCUAGAUGCAAACAGUGUCAGGGUAGAUUCAGAUGGGUCCGUGAAGGUUAAAGUGAAUGGCGUUGAAGGUAGAAUCUGUGCUACAGACUGGGAUGAUAGAGAUGCAGAGGUGCUGUGUCAAGGACUCGGCUGGUCAAACAGUGCUGCGUACAAUAGUUCGGGGGAUUCAAAUAUACCAACUCUAGCAACUGGAUUUGACUGUCAAGGAUCUGAAGCUAGAUUAGAAGACUGCAGUUAUUCUGUUGUUGGCGAUAAUGGUUCUACAUGCAGACCUUAUAGCAGUACCUACAAUUCAGCUUUUGCUUAUUGUUAUAAUCAGUCCAGUGAAGUUAUAUUUUCACUGGAGCACGGUAACUAUGGACGAGUCCUGGUGACCAAGGAUGGAUAUGAGAGAUAUUUGUGCCUUGAUGGAUAUUUUUCUUAUUCUUCUGGAGAUGUUUUAUGUAGAGGUAUGGGAUACCGUAGUGGGCGAGACUACCCAUAUUCUGAUGAACUUCAAAUCACUGCAGUUACCGCGUGGUGGAAGAAUACAUUCAAUUGUGGAGGUUCGGAGCCCAGCUACUCGGCGUGUAUCCGUUCAACUUGGGAAAGUCGCACUGGACCCGUUUCCUCCUCAGACCAAUGUGUAUACAAUACACCCUCAGCCUUCUGUUAUGGAACAGCUCGGCUUCACACUCCCUAUAGAAACUCUAGUGGCGUUCUUGGAAUAUAUCAUGCUGAACAAUAUCGAGGAGUAUGUGCUGACGGAUUUGAUCAAAAUGCUAUAAAUGUGGUUUGUAACAGUUUGGGUUUCCAGGGUGGUCAGCUUGGUAGGGAUAGCUACUACAAUGGUUCACCGUAUGGAAUCCGCAUUAGCAACGUUUCCUGCACAGGAACAGAGAAAUCAUUUGAUCAAUGUACCUACCAGUAUUCUGAAAACCAGAUAAAUUCCUGCUCAGAAAAAGUCGUCCUGUCUUGUUUAGACCCAAAUGACCCCGAUAGUUCACUACCCGAUGGAUCAAUAAAAUUAGAUGACAUGGACAGGGUAUUAAUAAAGCAGUAUGGUAUGUGGGGUACCAUUUGUUAUGAUGGUUGGAAUGAUGUCAACGCUGAAUUAGCUUGUAAACAACUGGGAUAUGACAAAGGCUCAUCACUAAAGAUCCAACUGGACAAUUAUAAACCAAGAUUUUAUAAAAAUAUGAAUUGUAAUGGAUCUGCGACGUCUUUAGAUGAGUGCAGUAAGGAAAUAGUUACUGGGUAUUGUUAUUACACCUUUGAUUCGGGCGCCUACUGCUAUAAUGCUAGCUCAUCUGCUCCAAGUUUUUCUCUCAUCGAUGGAAAUUCUACCAAUGCCGGAAAAGUUCAAAUAACAAUAGAGGGCGAAACUCGCUACUUAUGUGACACAAGUGGAUAUUUCAACUAUGAAGAAAGCAAUCUGGUCUGUAGAAAUCUAGGCUUUAAAACCGGACAGGAGUACAAAGAAAUCGAAACCCACCAGUUUCCAUAUGGUGCACCGUUCUGGUCAAAUAAUGUAAACUGUCAAAAUCGAGUCGAUUUUGUUGAUGCCUGUACAACUGGACCUUGGAUUAAAGAAACAAAUAAUGGUCAAACAACGUGCAAUUACAAGGUCCCUGUCGUGUUCUGUUAUGGAAUCGCACGGCUUCACACUCCAUUCAGAAACUCCAGUGGCGUUCUUGGAAUAUAUCAUGCUGAACAAUAUCGAGGAGUAUGUGCUGACGGAUUUGAUCAAAAUGCUAUAAAUGUGGUUUGUAACAGUUUGGGUUUCCAGGGUGGUCAGCUUGGAAGGGAUAGCUACUACAAUGGUUCACCGUAUGGAAUGUAUAUUAGCAACGUUUCCUGCACAGGAACGGAGAAAUCAUUUGAUCAAUGUACAUACCAGUAUUCGGAAAACCAGGUCAAUUCCUGCUCAGAAAAAGUCGUCCUGUCUUGUUUUGAUCCAAAUGAUCCAGAUAGUUCACUGCCUGACGGAUCUAUCAAAUUCGGUCAACAGAACAGAAUAUUAAUAAAGCAGUAUGGUACGUGGGGUACUAUCUGUUAUGAUGACUGGGAUGAUAAGGAUGCCGAGGUUGCCUGUAAGCAACUGGGAUAUGAUAAAGGUUCAGCAUUACAAAUACAACUGGACAAUUAUAAACCAAGAUUUUAUAAAAAUAUGAAUUGUAGUGGAUCUGAGACGUCUUUAGAUGAGUGCAAUAAAGAAGUUGUUACUGGGUAUUGUUAUUAUACCUUUGAUGCUGGGGCUUAUUGUUCCAAUGGUAUUGAUGCUAACCAAUACAGUCUUGUUCAUGGGGAUGGGAUCCGGUAUGGGCGGUUGAUGGUUACCCGAGAAAAUGCAACGGGCUUCGUUUGCAGUCCCAACUAUAGUUUUGAUUACACAGAAUCUAAUAUAAUGUGUCGCCAAUUUGGAUUUACUGAAGGAGAAAGAUUAAACAUGCCUGUACUCGAACCAGGUUAUGGAACUGUAUUUUGGGAGACUGGCAUUGAUUGCUACAGUAAUGAACCUUCAAUCGAUGCUUGUCUACGAACAGAUUGGCAGAAAUACAAUUACCAGGGACCUUUUGAUGGAAAUACCUGUAGAUAUCACAUUCCUUCAAUGUUUUGUUAUGGUCAAGUCCGGCUUCACACCAAGUAUCUGAACACAACCGGAGCCGUUUUGGUUCGCCAUAAUCAAAAGUGGAUAGCUGUAUGUAACGAUGGCUUUGAUGAUAAAGCUGCCCAAGUUGUUUGUGGUGAAAUGGGAUUUGUAUCAGGGAUGGGUCAGGUUCUUCCCAACAACUCUUACGACAACUCUAUUGUUACUUCUAACUGGCAUCCUUCGGUAAUGGCUGUACGCUGUCUUGGUCAUGAAAGAUCUUUCAACGAAUGUUCGUACACUAUCGAUGAAUCUAGAAUGAACUGUUCAUCCACUAACUUUAUUUCUGUGUCAUGUGUCCCUCAUACAACAACAGCAUUGCCAAUUCCAACGACAACCCCAUCAUAUUUUUACACUUCACCAUCCUACUCAGUUCCUGUAGCAUCCACUAAUAACACAGCAUGGGAAAGAAGUCGUAUUGUGUCCGUCAAACAAAAUGGUAUGUGGGGCGGAGUGUGUAGUGAAGGAUGGGAUGACGUUGAUGCGUUGGUAUUCUGUAAAGACUUUGGUUAUGAAACGGGCAUGGCAUUACGCAUUUAUCGUGAUGAUUAUAGACCACUGUGGUUCUACAAUGUACGGUGUACUGGUUCAGAAGCAAGUUUCAUGGAUUGUCCCCAUGAUAUGCAGGACUCCGAAAAUGGCACCUGUCGAUAUUCAGGUCGUGCUGCUGCGUUUUGUUAUAACCAAGCAGAAUUAGCACAGUACAGGCUGACUGGAGCUUCAAAACCAAACAUGGGCAGAGUUGAAGUCUUCACGCAAAAUAAAUGGGCGUUGCUAUGCGAUUUGAAUGGGAUUUAUGGUGAUAAAGCUAAUAUUAUUUGUCAAACCAUGGGUUAUAAAUAUGGAGAACCCUACUAUAGUAAUAACUUAAAUAAUAUUACUGGAACGUACUGGAGGAAUUCAUUUUCGUGCGAAUACGGGAUGAGAAUACUGGAUGCAUGUGAAAACAAUGGCUGGACAUACCAGGACGGUUCUACGUACUCGGAAUGUUCCUACUCUCAACCAGCAUCUGUAUUCUGCUACGGUGAAGUUCGUCUAAGUACAAAGUAUGCUAAUUCAAGUGGUGCGGUGCUAGUCUUUGAUGGUGAUAAUAAUUACCGAUCGUUAUGUGCUGCUCAGUUUAAUGCCAAUACAGCUAAUGUGGUUUGUAAACAGCUUGGAUUCCCAUCAGGUGGACGACUACUACCCGGCAGCAGUUAUCAUACUUACAGUAUACCUUCAAACAUAUCGUAUUCUUGUACAGGAACAGAGAGUAGAUUAUCGGAUUGUCCAGUACAAAGUUCUGUAUGUCCUAGUAAUAACUCAUAUGCCAGUGUAGCGUGUAUUGACGACAACGCUGCACCAAUAUCAGGUAACGAUGGUGAUGCCAUAGUAGAUUCACAAGGACAAGUUUUAGUUUUGUAUCAUGGUAUUUGGGGUACGGUAUGUAGCUUAGAGUGGGGUGAUCAAGAUGCUAGCGUUGUCUGUAGGGAAGCAGGUCAUAUGUAUGGUAAAGCAUAUGAAAAAUAUGACUAUGAAGGUAAUUCGAGACCGGUAUGGAUCUAUGGAACCGAUUGUUCCGGAUCCGAAACCAAACUAAAGGACUGUCAGUUAAGAAAUAGCGACGAUGACAAUUCCACCUGCAGAUAUUCCGCAUCAGCGAUGGCUUAUUGUUAUAAUGAUACAAACAGUGUACAGUAUUCACUGGUAGGAACUGGAUCUAAUUAUGGUAUUGUACAAGUCACUAGAGAUGCUAGUACAAAUAACACAGCUUUGAUGAAAAAUCGUCGAGUAACAGUUAAGCAAAAUGGGAUGUGGGGAGGUAUCUGCUUUGAAGGAUGGGAUGACGUUGAUGCUACAGUAUUUUGUAAGGAAUUGGGCUAUGAGGCUGGUAACGAUGGUGAUGCCAUAGUAGAUUCACAAGGACAAGUUUUAGUUUUGUAUCAUGGUAUUUGGGGCACUGUAUGCAGCUCAGAUUGGGGUGAUCAAGAUGCUAACGUUGUCUGUAAGGAAGCAGGUCAUAUUUAUGUGGAUGGUCAAUAUUAUUAA
This is a messenger RNA of Patella vulgata (common limpet), 4937 nucleotides long. RefSeq names its product scavenger receptor cysteine-rich type 1 protein M130. The transcript is spliced from 19 exons. Gene Ontology annotation, cellular component: membrane. Gene Ontology annotation, molecular function: protein-lysine 6-oxidase activity. Lineage: Eukaryota; Metazoa; Mollusca; Gastropoda; Patellidae. Gene Ontology annotation, biological process: peptidyl-lysine oxidation. The record is from RefSeq and is a predicted model, not a curated record. Bases 210 to 4937 code for a protein of 1575 amino acids.